This is a messenger RNA of Alexandromys fortis (reed vole), 2066 nucleotides long. It is a transcript of the gene Lamp3, whose product is annotated as lysosomal associated membrane protein 3. Lineage: Eukaryota; Metazoa; Chordata; Mammalia; Rodentia; Cricetidae. Gene Ontology annotation, biological process: establishment of protein localization to organelle. Bases 145 to 1380 code for a protein of 411 amino acids. The transcript is spliced from 6 exons. Gene Ontology annotation, cellular component: plasma membrane; late endosome membrane; lysosomal membrane. The record is from RefSeq and is a predicted model, not a curated record.
UCAUGUGAGUGAGGUCAGCGUCUCUGCCACAAGUGGACAAAGGACGGGAAGUUUGAUGUUCCUACUGUUCUGUGCACUGCUCUGAAACAGACUCCAUUCCUGCAGUUCAGAAGGUUCCGCUGUGCUCAGCCAAGCUCGCCUGCCAUGCCUGGGCAGCUCUCUGCCAUGGCCAUGCUCUUCCUGUCCCUGGAUGUAAUUUUACAUGGCCAUCAAAUAAGAGAAAAAGACCUUCUAAAAAUCAGAGGCUAUCUUCAAUAUACUUCAACAGCAACAGGACAAACCACAGCAAAACCUCUCCUACAGCUGACUAAUGAAACACAUCAUGUAACAUUAGUAGCAAGAUCAAGGGAUGAUCACAUUCAAUUAGCUGCUCAAACCUCCACCUCUGAAAAUACAGCUCACACAACAAUCAAAACACUAAUUCCAAUAACUACAAAAGGUCUUAUACCCAGCAGCCCAGUUAACUACACCUUAGUCAGACCAAGUAACUCAAAUGUGAUUGCUUCAUCUACUGAAGGUACAAUUGGCCCUAGUUCAAUUGCACAUUUACCAAUUCAUACAACUGGACCUAGUAUAUCUACUGUCAACCAUAUAACUGGGAGAACUACACAGCUUGGUGGUCAGACUACCCUCCCCCAAACAUUUUUCACAGCUUCACACAAAAGCACAACCAAUGAGAAGCCAACUCCACUCACCUAUGUCUCAGAAAUAUCAGUACCUACACACAAGGACAGCUCACCAAUCCCCACUGCCCCCGUGGUUCCUGGGCCCACUCUUGCAACCCAGUUGUCACCAGCUAAAACUGGAACAUAUGAAGUCCUAAAUGGAAGCAGGCUCUGUAUAAAAGCAGAGAUGGGACUAGCACUGAUUGUUCAAGAAAAGGAUUCGGAUUUUGCAACUCAGAGACACUUCAACAUUGACCCUAGUCUAACCCACGCAUCUGGGAAAUGUGGCUCCCAAAAGUCCAACCUUUUCUUGGAUUUCCAAGGUGGAUCAGUGAAUGUCACAUUUAUUAAGGAAGAAACCUCAUAUUAUGUCAGUGAAGUAGGAGCCUAUUUGACUAUCUCAAAUACAGAGAAGACUUACCAGGGCAUGAAACAUACUAUGAUGCUGUUUGAGACAGUAGUUGGGCAUUCCUUCAAGUGUGUGAGUGAGCAGAGCAUCCAACUGUCAGCUAAGCUUCAAAUGAAAACAAUGAACAUCCGUCUCCAAGCCUUUGAUUUUGAAGGAGACGACUUUGGAAAUGUGGAUGAGUGUUUGUCUGACUACACAGUUGUGCUUCCUGUGGUCGGGGCCAUCGUGAUCGUCCUCUGUGUUGUGGGUCUGGCUUUCUACAAAAUCCGACAAAGGCAUCAGUCAAUGGGAUACCAGAGAAUCUAAUUUAUAACCAAAGGAAAUGGGAAUAGUGAAGCUUAGAAAAAAUUCUAUUAUGUCCAGCAUUUUGGAGGCUUCUCUUAUUUGCUACCAUCUACUAAAAUCAAUGAGUGAUUAAUGAGUAAAAAUUGAAGCAAUAUAUCAAUUAUGAAUAUUUUUGUUCAUCCCAUGAAAGAUUAAGAAAAAUAUUUAAAAGUAUUUUCUAGGUUUUGUAGGAAAAUUUUAGCAAUUCAAAUGAAUAUUUGAGAUACAUUGAAUUAACAUAAUGUACAAGUGGCAGGUGUUUAGAAAUUAUAAACCAAAAUAAUUGAUUUUAAUUAGUCCUACCCGUGUUUGCCUAGAGAAAUCCAUUUUAGCAUUAAUAUUUUCAUUGAAAAAUAUUUUACUGGGUUUUCUUACCCUCUGUAUUGAUUUGAUGAAUGUGUGUCUGACUUGAUACUUACCUCCCUUUCCAUUUAAAUGUUUUUAGUUAUCAAAAAUAACAACAUAUCCCAUAUUGCUUAGUUUUUUUUACAUGAAAGCAACUUAUUUUUUCUUCAUGAUUCUUGCUUCAGAAUUAAUAGAGAAUAAGAAUUAGCUGUCUGUAGACAUAAAAAUAAUAAAGCAUCAGUCAUUCCAGCCCUUAGUUAAACAAUACACGUGUUACCAUAAGAAAUUUUCUUUAAUCUUCAUAAUUUAUAGAAAAUAAAAUC